Messenger RNA from Anguilla rostrata (American eel), 3651 nucleotides. Its product is annotated as F-box/LRR-repeat protein 17-like. Lineage: Eukaryota; Metazoa; Chordata; Actinopteri; Anguilliformes; Anguillidae. The record is from RefSeq and is a predicted model, not a curated record. Gene Ontology annotation, biological process: SCF-dependent proteasomal ubiquitin-dependent protein catabolic process. Gene Ontology annotation, molecular function: protein binding. Gene Ontology annotation, cellular component: SCF ubiquitin ligase complex. The transcript has 5 exons. The coding region runs from base 87 to 620 and encodes 177 amino acids.
UCUCUCUCUCUCUCUCUCUGCAGGUCACUGAUAGGUCGGUGCGGGCGUUUGCGGAGCACUGUCCCGAGCUGCAGUUUGUGGGGUUCAUGGGGUGCUCGGUCACCUCCCUCGGAGUCAUCCACCUCACACGGCUGAAGAACCUGAGCAGCCUGGACCUGCGGCACAUCUCUGAGCUGGACAACGAGACGGUGAUGGAGGUGGUGAAACAGUGCCGGAGCCUGAGCUCCCUCAACCUCUGCCUCAACUGGAGCAUCAACGACAGGUGUGUGGAGAUCAUUGCCAAGGAGGGGCGGAGUCUUAAGGAACUCUACCUGGUGUCUUGCAAGAUCACCGAUUACGCUCUGAUAGCCAUUGGGAAGUACAGCAGCACCAUAGAGACGGUGGACGCUGGCUGGUGUAAGGAGAUCACGGACCAGGGCGCCACCCAGAUCGCCAAGAGCAGCAAGUCCCUGCGCUACCUGGGUCUGAUGAGGUGUGACAAGGUGAACGAGGAGACGGUGGAGAGGCUGGUGCAGCAGUACCCCCACAUCGUGUUCAGCACAGUGAUACAGGACUGCAAACGCACACUGGAGAGGGCCUAUCAGAUGGGCUGGAACCCCAACAGCUCCAGCGCCUCGUAGCCCCAGCUAACACACACUGUACACACACUAUACACACACACACACACACUAUAUACACUAUAUAUACACACACACACACACUGUACACACACUAUACACACUAUAUAUAUACACACACACACACACACACACACACACACUGUACACACACUAUACACACUAUAUAUACACACACACACACACACACACACUGUACACACACUAUACACACUAUAUAUACACACACUAUACACACUAUAUAUAUAUACACACACACACACACACUGUACACGCUAUACACACACACCCGCUAUAUACACACACACUCACACUGACACACGCUAUAACACACACACACACCACACACCAUCACAUACAAACACACACACGUGCUAUACACACUAUACAUAAAUGGACCCUCACUCACACACACACACACACACACACACACUAUAUACACACACAAAAGCCAGGUUGACUCCUGGCUUUUACACAUUUUCCUUUUUACUUUUGCUUUGUUUUGUUUCCUAGUUUGAAGUUUGAAGUCUGUACUUAGAUCUGUUUUUCAUACAAACACACACUCAUGUACUCACUCAUACACACACACACACACACACACACACACACGAUACACUGAGCUGUAGGGAUUGUGUGACUGCCUGUAGGGCGUGUCGGGUUCCAGAGUGAUUCUCCCCUCCGGACGUUCCCCUGGCCUCCCACGCUGAUUCGUGAAGACCCCGCCGAAGAGCACGGAGAGCGCGGGACGGGGAGCGGGACGGGGAGCGGGACGACCAGGACCGCCGGUGCGUCUGUAAUCAUGGGGUCCGGACCCAGGACAUCCGAACUCUCCUCCGUCGGGACGAUGGACACACUCUCCGGUUCUCCUGCGCCUCCAGCCCUCAGACACACACCUUUUCAUACUACAGUGAAUCUGGCAGCAUAAACUGGCUCUUGUGACUUGGGGGGGGGAUUGGGGGGGUGACAUUUUGGGGUUGGGGAAGAAAGAACGGGCGUUUCCCAGUCGGUGCCCCGUGCAACACUCAACAGCUUCUCAGCAGGUCCAGAUAAACGCAAAGUGGAGGGGUGGAGGGGGCGGGGGUGUUUUGAGAACCAGUGGGAAUAAGCACCCCCAUUUUGAAGCGUCCUGAGCUCCUUACCGCCCCAUCUGAUUUCGGGGCAUUAUGGCAAAGAUUUCUGUGUGGUGUUGUUAUCCUUAAAAAAAAAAAAGAAAAAAGAAAGAAUUUAACUCAAUACAUGGUAGCAGGGUGAAGUUUGGGAGCAUGGUGGAUGUUUUGUAAUACCCGCUAUUGUUUAUUGUUUUGUUUUGUUUUGUUUUCUUCGUCUGAGAAACUAUUUGCUAUUAUUAUCAUUAUUAAUAAUUUCCUAUUGCGUUUAUGUGAUGUGUAGUUUGGGUUUGUUGUUCAUUUGUAAGGUAACUUACAGGGGUUCCACACGGGUGUGUGUCCGUGUGGAAUUAUUCGUAACACAACAUACGAACCUUAUACACAUACUGUAUAUAAACACAUAUACAAUAUUAGGUCUGUAGCCUCUGCAUUUCUGUCUUUCUCCGGAAUGGAGCAGAGAGGGAGCGAAUGGGAGGGUUUCAGUCUUUUUCGACUCGAACCCCGCCCUCAUGACCUCUGUGUUCUGUGGCCGGUCAGUAAUACACUCUUAUGCAAGUAACCAGGGUAUUUUUCUAUAGAGUGAAAUGACAGAGACUUAGUGGACUUGUACCUGUUCAACCAGAUCAUAAUUUUCUGAUAAUAAUAAUAAUAGUAGUAAUAAUAAUAAUAAUAAUAAUAAUAAGGACUUAAAACAAGAGAGAUGACUCUGGUCUUCAGUACCAGUGGAAUGUUUUCGAAUACUUUUAGGUUUUUUUGAAAUGAUAAAAACAAAAGAACGAAAGAAGAAAAAAAAAAAGAAACCCAUGCGUUGUCUGCCGUGUUUCGUGACUUGUAGACUGUUUUAAAAACGACGUCCGUUUGUUUCUUUCCCUCCUUUUCCUCCCUCCCCCUUUCUUUUCGCACGCUUUCAUUUCCGCUGUUCGGCGGCUCCUGCGUUUCCCGGGUUUUUUGUGAAGGACGAAAAAAACGCGAAAGGCUGUCGAACGUGAAUAAAAACACUACCGCCCUUUCAUUCUGUUUUUCUUUUUCUUUCUUUCUUUCUUCUCUCCUCUGCCUUUCCUUCCUGCGCUCGGCGUAAGAGCCGCUUAUAAGGGGGUGUGGACAGAACGCUCGGCGGUCGCCGCGCCGACCGUUUCUUCAGCGAAUGGGACGUAAGAGGAGAGGGUCUCCUCAGACAGAUUCCUGGGGGGGGCGGUGGAAUAACACGACCCCGCCCCCCCCACACGUGUACCUAAUCUCACAAAUGUUCCUUACUCCCCCCCUCCCUCUCCUUGCCACUAUGAACAUAACCGCACAAAUGCUCAGGCAAAUUAACGACAAUAAAGUAAACAAACUUAUAGUCUAUCUGUAGGUUUCUUAAAGGGCUAUAGAUAAUUUAAGACCCCCUGUGAAAGUGGGGUUAGGGGGGGCUGGGGCGAGGGGGGCGGGGGGGUGGAGUGAGCGUGUCACAAGAGUGCAUCAUAGCCCCGCCCACUCUGCUCCCCAGUACACCAGAGAACACUGCCUCGUAUUAUGAAUUUUGAAGGAUGCAAUACCAUGGGGUUGCAGAGAGAGAGAGAGAGGGAGGAAGGGAGAUGGAGAGUUGUAGAAUUGCUUCAGUUCACACCAUUCCAUAAUACUACCCUAUCUUUCCCCUAGUGAUACCUUAAAGUUACUUUAAUGUUACCUUUAUGUUAGCCUAAGGUUACCGCUGUGUUAUCCCAGGGCAUCGCCAGCUGCUUCUUGGCAGUGAUAACGGAAGGCGUAAAAACAUCUCUGGCUUUUGGCAGAUUUCGCUUUUUGUUUUCCUUGUUCUUUUCGUGUUUGUGUGUGUGUGUGUGUGUGUGUUUGUGUGCGCGAGUGCUAGAGGGACUGUCACUUGUUUGAUCUUUGUGGAGUUUUUUUUGUUUCAAGUGUAAUCAGCCUUCAAUAAAAGGGGAGAGAAAGAG